Messenger RNA from Daucus carota subsp. sativus, 1289 nucleotides. RefSeq lists its product as uncharacterized. NCBI's taxonomy places the organism in Eukaryota, Viridiplantae, Streptophyta, Magnoliopsida, Apiales, Apiaceae. Gene Ontology annotation, molecular function: protein binding. The record is from RefSeq and is a predicted model, not a curated record. The transcript is spliced from 3 exons. The coding region runs from base 119 to 967 and encodes 282 amino acids.
AAAUCCGAUCUGUUUACAGGCCUACCCCCGAGCCCUCUUUCAUAGCUGUCCAAAUUGUAAUCUUUUUCAUCUCAACAUCCCUAGUUGUAAAAAUACACGCAGAGAGUUGUAAGCAUAGAUGGCACCUGGAGGUGCUGUGAACAUGAUAGAGCGGGCCCACCAGAUGUACAGAGAAGGCAAGUAUGAAGAAGCCCUUGUGUUUUAUACUGAUGCUCUCUGUUUGGCCAAGACCAAGCCUCAGAAGAUUGCGCUUCAUAGUAAUCGGGCUGCUUGUUUCCUCAAGCUCCAUCGUUUUAAUAAGGCUGCAGAUGAAUGUACUUCAGUGCUUGAGCUUGAUUACAAUCACACUGGAGCAUUGAUGUUACGUGCUCAAACUCUAGUCACUCUCAAGGAGUAUCAUGCAGCGCUUUUUGAUGUCAACAGGCUUAUUGAUUUAAAUCCAGAAUCAGAUGUGUAUCAAAACCUUCAAGCUCGUUUGAAGACACAAAUGUCUCUUGCGCCAAUACCUGAAGCUGAGACGGAGUUUGAGGAAGAUGAAGACUCAGAAGAAGAACAAGAUCAGGAAGAUGAAAUAGAAGUAGAAGAAGGUCUAGACCAACAAGAAGGAAAUGAUAAAAAAGAUGAGCAUGUGGGAGGAGAAUCAGAAGCAAAUGCUGUAGUAGAAAGAAAUAUAAGUACAGAAAACAGAUCAACCGUAACCGGAAAAACUGCCCUCCAAUCUUCUGAUCAUUGUCAAAAAGUGGAAAAAGAUACAGACCAAAGUCAAAGUCGUAAGGAAUCAUCUGUACAAAAUUCUGCAGGAUGGCAAACAAUACCAAAGCCAAAAGGACAUUCAAAUCUUGAUUACUCGCGAUGGGAUAGAGUUGAAGAUGACUCGAGCGAUGAGGAUGAUGAUGAGGAUGAGGAAGAGUCUCAGCCUCAGUAUCGAUUUCGGGUGAGAACUGUUGGUGUGCAACAAGUAAAGUAAAAGGUGGAAAAGACAGAAUUAGACAUCUCGGCACUUCAAAUCUCGUGCUGCAGACAUGAUCUGUAUCAGUCUAGCAUCUGUUGGUUGCCAUACUCGCAGCUAGCAAGUGUCUGUUGAACUCUGUGCUGCGGCUACAGGUUAGAAAACCAUACAGAAAAUCAUACUUAUCCCAGAUUGUUUAUUGUAUGUAGUAUGUCCAAAUUAAAUUUUACCAUUCAUUGUAAAUUAUAAAGUUGUUUUGGUUCCCCGUAUUAUGCGGAUCAUGUACAAUAUACACUAUGAAUUGAUGGAUAUCGUGAAAAUAUACCAUUUUUUAGGCUUC